AUGCCGUCCCUCUUCUCUCCUCUCGCACUCCGCACGCUGCGGACACUUAUCCAGCGCCCCUCCACGACCACGCUCAAGCCUACAGCGGUCCCCAGAUUCCAACCCAUCCUCCGCACUCCCGCCGCAGCGCAAGCAGUCGCCGCCGCAAAGCCCUCCCUAGUCCGCCAAUUCUCCUCAUCGCCCUUCCGCCAGACUACAUACAACCAAGUCCGCCGUGGAUGCCGAAAAGCGCAGGCCGCGCGCCGUUCCCGGUCCCCGGCGCUCAUUAACCGCGCCCAGAUGAAGGGCGUGUGCAUGAAGACGGGUAUCACGAAGCCAAAGAAGCCUAACUCUGGUGAGCGAAAGACUGCUAGGGUUAGGCUGAGCAGUGGGAAGGUUGUUACGUGCUAUAUCCCUGGUGAAGGUCACAAUGUCCAGCAGCACAGUGUCGUUCUUGUCCGCGGUGGCAGAGCUCCCGAUUGCCCUGGUGUGAAAUAUCAUUUGGUCAGAGGAGCUAUGGAUUUGGUAAGCUUCGAGAACCCUCAACUUUUAUUGCAUCGAUCUGGCUCUAACGGAGGUCUUGUGCAGGGUGGUGUUGCCAGUCGGGUGACUAGCAGGUCGAAGUACGGUACCAAGAAGCCCAAGAAGGAAUAA
Messenger RNA from Aspergillus mulundensis, 633 nucleotides. Its product is annotated as mitochondrial 37S ribosomal protein uS12m. The record is from RefSeq and is a predicted model, not a curated record. Bases 1 to 633 code for a protein of 210 amino acids. The transcript is spliced from 2 exons. Gene Ontology annotation, molecular function: structural constituent of ribosome. NCBI's taxonomy places the organism in Eukaryota, Fungi, Ascomycota, Eurotiomycetes, Eurotiales, Aspergillaceae. Gene Ontology annotation, cellular component: small ribosomal subunit; ribosome. Gene Ontology annotation, biological process: translation.